Adineta ricciae is the source of this 1323-nucleotide messenger RNA. Lineage: Eukaryota; Metazoa; Rotifera; Eurotatoria; Adinetida; Adinetidae. The record is from the annotation of a GenBank genome assembly.
AUGAUUCUACCUCAACAUGAAGUGCAUUGGAAAAUUGCACAUUGCCCAACACGUCGUAUCAAAGAAAAUGAAUAUCGUAUAUCCAUUGAAUUAAAGGACAAAAAGCGACAGUACUCAUGCAUUUCAUUCGAAGACUUAUUCAAAUUGAUACAGAGAAUACAAGUUGAUAAACGAACAUUUUAUGAACAUAUUAGUCGUGGCGAUGCAGUAAAAUUUUAUCUGGACUUCGAAUAUUAUCAAAUUCCCGAAAACUCAAUAGUCGAUAAUCAAAAGGCGUUAUUGUCAAUUCGGAAGUUAUUCGUGACUAUGAUGAGAUUACUUAUUCAGAUUGACAGCAUAUCAGAAGAUGAUAUGAUCAUCUUAGAGUCAUCAUCAUGUGAAAAACGUAGUUAUCAUAUUAUCUUUGAUAAUGAACAUGUUCGAUUUAUUGAUACGGAUUCAUUACAUCUUUUCAUUCGAGAAGUCAUUCGAUAUAUUUUAUUGAAUACUCUCAGACAUAAAUGUGUAGAUAAUCGAAAUUGUCUGAUAAACAAUAUCAAUGAUGAUAUUACCUUGCCAGAAUUGAUGGAAAUGUUUGAACGCAUUCGAUUAGAAUGUUUUGGUUGUAUAAAAUGCAAGAUAGGGCAGAUUGAAUUUCCGGUAAAUGAUGUUUCCAAUUUAUUCGUAUACAAUCGAAAUCAUCACCUUGUUCCCUGUAUCGAUUUGAAUGUUUAUUCCGCUGAACAAGAUUUUCGGAUGUUUAUGUGUACAAAGAUGGGAGAAGUCCGACCACUAUUGAAGUAUACUAGCCGAGAAGAAAAUGAUCAAUAUAGAUCAGUAGAAGGAACUAUUAUUACCGAGGAAACGACGAUUUUGAUGAUGAAGGAUAUGCUUCAACGAAGUUUGAUUACUGCUCCAGCUACAGAAGAAAAUGUUUAUGUAAAUCGUGAGAUAUUGUACGAAUGGAUGAAGUUGGUGAAUUUGAAGAAAUGUUCCGAUACAAAACGAUACGUUCACACUGUUCCGAAAGACAGAAAAAGAAGCUAUCAUGGAAACAUCACAGAUAUCAAUGUUCUUAAUGAUGAAGAAUCUUAUGUAGAAAAAUGGGUUAAGGAAUAUUUGACAAAUAUUGAAUCUCCAGGAAUAAUCCAUUCUAUCAAUACGGGCAGAAAUGGAAGAUUAAUUUUAUGUAAUAUUCGAAAUAUGAAUACAUGUAAGAAUUUCCACGAAGAUUACUACAACGACAGUACUAUUUAUUUAAACAUUAAAGAAAAACAGUUCUCAAUACGUUGUAAUCGUGUGCCUUGUAAAAAUAAGCGUUGGAUUUGGAAAGACAUGUUUUGA